Messenger RNA from Gamsiella multidivaricata, 928 nucleotides. RefSeq lists its product as uncharacterized. NCBI's taxonomy places the organism in Eukaryota, Fungi, Mortierellomycota, Mortierellomycetes, Mortierellales, Mortierellaceae. The record is from RefSeq and is a predicted model, not a curated record. Bases 237 to 710 code for a protein of 157 amino acids. The transcript is spliced from 6 exons.
AAAUAGUCAACUGGGGUCGAGAGUACCAACCAACGCAAAGAUGGUCACGAUCAGACUCCUCACCAUGCUCUUCCGCCUCCUGAUCUCGGUCUCGCUUUCCUAGAAUUGUUCCAGAUUGCUUGGUGGAUGGCUCAUCCUGAUGCCACACCUUCUUGUUCAAAGCCCAUAUUCGGAUAGAUGGUCAGCAAAGACGUUUGCGCAGCUUUUGUUGUGCCAGGUAACGCUCUUCAUUGACAAUGAUGUCGUUGGUGAUGUCCGUCGCUGCCUCCGUCCUGAAGGCUUCCAAACGCAGCUUGCCCAUUUCGUCACCAAGGAAACCGACCCAUGCGCAAGCAUACGAUCGAAUCGCUCUGUCCACUGUUUUCCGACUGCUGAUCUUGACAAGGCCAUCAAUGAACAGCGUGUGGUCGUUCGUUGCCAUUACGCAUGUUCUAUGCGGCACGCCGAUCCGCAUACUCGCCUGUCGGCCCGUUUGGCGGGGUGAGAUGCCCAUCGCGAUGCACUGUCGGCCCGUUUGGCGGGUGCAUCCAAGAGGCCAAAGAUGUGACUCUCUCAUAGGUCUUCUACCUCUUGGGAGACGAUCGCUGGCACCACAUUGGAGACAUCCUUCGAGCAUAGAGUGGCACACGAGCAUCUCAACAUCCUCUGCCGCCAUAGAGCUAGUAGCCGAUAACCGAGUCAAGGUUACAGGAGUGGUUGGAAGCACAUGACAGAGGACCAGGCAGAGGACCAGGCAGGAGAUAGGUGGUGGUGAAGAGAGAGUCUAUGCUGAUUCGUUGUUUUUAACUCAUUGCAGAAGAUACACUAUUUCUUUCGCUCUCGUUCCCCUCUCUACUCUGGUCUCUAGGAACGGAUACAGGAGUGCUUGAAAGCAUACAGGAGGAUGAACCAGGAAGAACUACGAGGACAGAACACAGGAAUGACGGAU